This is a messenger RNA of Rotaria socialis, 1773 nucleotides long. The record is from the annotation of a GenBank genome assembly. Lineage: Eukaryota; Metazoa; Rotifera; Eurotatoria; Philodinida; Philodinidae.
AUGUCUGAUUUUAAUUUUGAGUAUAUGAAUGAAGCAUCAAUUGACGCUUUACUUAAAUGUCGACUAUGUUCAAAACCUUUUUUUGAUCCAAUCAUAACAAGAGAUGGUGAUCGAUUUUGUCGGAAAUGUAUUACUCAAAAAGAAUCUGCCAAUCGUCCUACCGGCUGCAUUCGACAAUCAUCAUUUAUUGAAAAUUUAGUUCCAAUGACAGAAAAACUUCUUCUUGAUAUGCUCGAUAGUCUUACUGUAAAAUGUACACAAUGCCAAAAGAUAAACACUCGUGUAGUUCACUUACAACAACAUCUUCAGCAUGAAUGCCCUAAAAGAAUUGUUUUAUGUAUCGCUUCUGAUCUGAAAUGCCCAUGGAUGGGACCCUAUGAUGAAUUCGAUAGUCACAUACAAAAAUGCACUUUUCAUUUAUUAAGACCUAUCCUAAUGGAGAGUUUACAAUUUCAAAAACAAUUCGAACAAUAUAAACAAUCUUAUGAUCAACAACAACAAGAAAUAGAACAAUUAAGAGAAAAAAUGAAAUCCUAUGAAAAUCAUAUGGAAAAAUUACAAAAAGCACAUACCAUAAUUCUAGGCUCACUAUCUCAACAAGUUCGUCGUUGUUCAGAAUUUGAAAAAGAUUUGCAACAAAUUCGAGAAGAAUUCAAUAAAUAUGAUAAUCAACAAAUCGAAUUAAAACAAGAACUUCAAUUAAUCAAAGAGCAAACUAAUCAAGCAUCUAUUCCUUCCGAUGAGAUUCCAAAUGAAUCUCAUCGAUUAAAUCAACUUCAACAAGCAAUAGAUGAUGUAUCAAGUAAAUUUCAACAGCUAGAUGUUAAAAUCCAACUGAAAUCAGUAGAUGAUGUAACAAAUCAACUUCAUCAAUUAGAUGUUAAAUGUCAACAACGAGCGGAUCAGUCUCAAAAUGAAAUUCAAAAACUAAAAGUAGAGUUUAAUCAGCGCAUGACUCCGUUGAAUGAAUAUCAAUUGGAAAUUAGAAAGCUACAAGAAGAAGGCCGGUCUCAAAAAGAUGAAAUCACGACUUUAAAACAAAAUGUUAAGCAACAUGACACACAAAUAUUGUUGAUGGCUAAGGAAAAAUCUGAUACGCCAAAUACGCUCAUACAUCAAGACGGCAGAAUAGAAGCAUUGAUGGAAUCGAUUGAUUUUUAUUCAGACGUUGAUUUAAGUCGCAAAAAAAUAGGCGAUCAAGAUAUGGAAUUUUUAUGUAAAAAGGUGAUUGUAGAUAGUAGAUGUGGAAAACUUCGACUCGAACACAAUGAAAUUUCUGGCAAUGGUGCUACAACUUUAGCUGAUAUAUUAUAUACUAAUACAAGUUUAGUGGAAUUAAAUCUAUCUAGUAAUCAAAUUUCUGAUACUGGCGCACGUGCCCUAGCACGAGCACUUUCGAUUAAUAACGAAACAAUGGAAUGGCUUGAACUCGAUUCGAAUAAUAUUACAGAUGAUGGUGCUGAUUAUUUAGCAGACAUGCUCAAAACCAAUACAACAAUACAAAUACUGAAUUUAGGUUCAAACGCAAUAGGUGACCGUGGUGUUCGACAAUUGAUCAGUGCAAUCACCUCCCAUAAUAACACUCUUCAAUGUUUAAAUCUUACUUCUAAUAAAUUAAUAACUGAUGCAUGCGUUAAUGAUCUGAUCAAAAUGAUUCAACAUAACCAAUCGAAUCAUGUAGUUUGGCUCAAUAAUUGUAGUUUGUCUAAAAAUGCUGUGGAAAAACUUAAACAAGAAGCCGAGAAAAAAGGAAACUUCGCUUUGGAAGCUUAA